UCACAAACUAACUCACUCACAAACUAACUAACUCACUCACUCACUCAUUCAUUCAUUGCAGUCGAAUGAAACCCUUUGGUUUGCUCCUUGGACAGGAACGAGGUGGUCUCUCUCCAGCACACACCCCUCCACGCCAGUGCGCUCACGUGCACGCGCGUUUGAAUCAUUGGCUGAAACUCCUUCAGCUCUGAUUGGCCCAAAGUUCGGUGGGGUUAGUUCUGAAGAAGGCAGGCAGCCCCCUGAGCCUCAGUCCAGUCCUCAGACCCUCUCCAGCUGAGACACAAGCCCUCCUCCUCCUCAGCCGAGUGAGAACCGGAGCGAUGCUCACUGCGUGUUUGGAGUUCCUGGGCCUGGCGCUGUGCGUCUCGGGCUCCCUGCUGGGGAUGGUCGCGUGCUGGCUGCCCACGUGGAAGGUGACCGCCUUCAUCGAGUCCAACAUCGUGGUGGCGCAGACCAUCUGGGACGGGCUGUGGAUGUCCUGCGUGACGCAGAGCACCGGCCAGAUCCAGUGCAAGAUCCACGACUCGGUCCUGAGCCUGACGCACGACCUGCAGACGGCGCGCGCGCUCACGGUCAUCUCGGCCGUGCUCGGGGUGGUGGCGCUGACGGUGACGGUGUCCGGGGCGCAGUGCACGGUCUGCAUCCGGGACGAGGCGGUGAAGGCCAGGGUGGUGCGCGCGGGCGGGCUGAUCUACAUCCUGAGCGCGCUCCUGAUGCUGGUGCCGCUCUGCUGGAUGGCCAACACCAUCAUCAGGGACUUCCACAGCCCGCAGGUGCCCGCCUCCAAGAAGCGCGAGAUCGGAGCGGCCAUCUACGUGGGCUGGGCCGCCACGGCGCUGCUGCUGCUCGGCGGGACGCUGCUGUGCUGCUCCUUCUCCCGGCUGGUCCGGAGCGACUGCCCCGACAAAUACGUCACCGUCAAGACCAUCACGGCCGGCGGGCAGUCCGACAAGCAGCAGCACUACGUGUAAACUUUGACCUGGAGACGUGUGGGACAGGCUGGAGACGUGUGGGACAGGCUGGAGACGUGUGGGACAGGCUGGAGGACAGGAUUUUCUGAAAGAGACAAAGUUUUCACUGAAGCCAUGACUGAUGAGGUUUUCUGUGGCCAAUUUUUAGAAAUCUAUUUUUUAUUUCUUAAACAGGCUGCUUUAUUUCGGACAAUAAGCCGUUUUUAUUCAAGAAACUCUAAAACUGUUUGAUCUAAAUACACAAAAUUUAUAAUUGUCUGAAAUUUAUCAUGUAGAUUUUGUAUGAAGGGUUUUGCUUGGUUUGUGUGCUUUUCAUUUUGUUGUUAAUAUUCUAGCUUCUUUUUUUAUCAUUUUAUUAUUAUUGUAAUAAAGAAACAAAACUUUUGUUAAUAACACGUUC
Messenger RNA from Austrofundulus limnaeus, 1371 nucleotides. RefSeq names its product claudin 5b (gene cldn5b). The transcript has a single exon. Gene Ontology annotation, molecular function: structural molecule activity. Gene Ontology annotation, cellular component: membrane; bicellular tight junction. The record is from RefSeq and is a predicted model, not a curated record. The coding region runs from base 321 to 971 and encodes 216 amino acids. NCBI's taxonomy places the organism in Eukaryota, Metazoa, Chordata, Actinopteri, Cyprinodontiformes, Rivulidae.